Molecule: messenger RNA, 2003 nt
Organism: Branchiostoma belcheri (Belcher's lancelet)
Lineage: Eukaryota; Metazoa; Chordata; Leptocardii; Amphioxiformes; Branchiostomatidae
Product: leukocyte elastase inhibitor-like
Exons: 9
Coding region: 96-1214 (372 amino acids)
Biological process (GO): negative regulation of endopeptidase activity
Molecular function (GO): serine-type endopeptidase inhibitor activity
Source: RefSeq, a predicted model, not a curated record
AGCUGAAUGGAUAUUGUCUUCAAAAAUCAAAGGAAAUGCAGAGCCCAUCAGGACAACUUCUUAACUGGACCAGACAAUGCAACCUAAGAUAAGGGAUGGAACAGCUAAGUGGGGCGAACACGGAGUUUGCGCUGAGCCUGUACCGCCAGCUGUGCGGGGACGGCGGGAACGUGUUCUUCUCGCCGUACAGCAUCUCCGUGGCGCUGGCCAUGACGUCCCUCGGCGCUUGCGGCAGUACGGAGGCCGCCAUGAAGGGGACGCUGUGCUUCAAGGACAUGUCUAAUGACGUCCUGCACAGCACUUUCUCCACACUGCACCAACAGCUGUAUGCAAGUGACAAGUGCACCCUGCAGACAGCUAACCGUCUGUACGGGGAGCAGACCUACAGCUUCCUGCAGGACUUCCUCGACGCCACCAGGAAGAACUACGGGGCAGAGCUGGCUUCUGUGGACUUCAAGGGGGCAGCUGAGCAGGUGCGAGGAAACAUCAACAAGUGGGUGGAGGAGCAAACCAAGGACAAGAUCAAAGACCUGAUCCCAGCAGGAGCAGUGGAUUCAAUGACGAGGCUAGUGCUGGUGAAUGCCAUCUACUUUAAGGGAACCUGGCACAAGCAGUUUACGACAAAAGCCACAUGGGACGAGGACUUCAACAUCAACAAUAAUGAGAAAGUCAAGGUGCCUAUGAUGAAGAUGGAGGACAAGUUCAACUAUGGUAAAUUUAAGGACCUGAAGUUCUGUGUCUUGGAGCUUCCUUACGUGGGGAAGGAACUAAGCAUGCUCAUCUUCCUUCCAGAUGAAGUGGAGGGUAUCAGGGACCUUGAGUCAGCCCUGACAGCAACGAUCUUGCAGACUGUCAGCAGCCAGAUGAAAAAGAGGAUGAUUAGAGUGAGGCUGCCCCGCUUCAAACUGGAGCAGGACUUUUCACUGGGUAACACCCUUAAGAAGAUGGGCAUGGGAGAGGCUUUUGGCGACGGAGCAGAUUUCUCUGGCAUGUCGGCCGCUGCGGAUCUCUUUAUCUCUGAGGUGGUGCACAAGGCUUUUGUGGAGGUGAACGAAGAAGGAACACAGGCCGCUGCCGGCUCAGGUUUGACGGUUUAUAGUAUGGAUUCUGGGGAGCCGAAGUCGUUCAUCGCUGACCAUCCCUUCAUCUUUCUCAUCAGAGACAAUCGCUCCAACUCUGUCCUCUUCUUCGGCAAACUGCAGAAGCCACUGUGAAGUUGAUUCAAGAGUUCUGUCAAAUGCUCUUAUAACACCCAAAACCAAGUUAGAUGACGUUGCUUUAAAGAAGUACAGUCAAACUCAUACAAGUGACUGUCUGGACAAUAUUAUCACUUUUUGGUCAGGCCAACUAGAUAAUUUUCCAUUGACACAAGCAUCAAGUGACUACAGUCUACAGUGAUACAUACAAUACAGUGACCCCCUGUCCACGUAGACAAUUGUAUUGCUUCCCAGGGUGGUCUUCUUGGUGAGGUUUGACAUUGUAGGUCUGGAGUGGUUUUUAUAAGGGAGAAGCUUAAUAGCUUUAAGAACUGUGCAGAAAAAUGAAACAAGGAUACAUUUGGUUUCUGGUGUAGUGAUGCUUGGAUGUUCGAUGCCUGCACCUGCUACUUGGUUCAUCGUCAACAGUCCCUUCAUGUUUUUCAUCAGAGACAACCCCACCAACUCUUUCCUCUUUUGUGGCAAAUUGCAGGAGCCACUUUGAUUUGCAGCAAGAAUCAAAAGAUCAAAUCCAUUCAAUCUUCAUCAAAUCAACACAGAAGUCACAGACUUAAAUUUGCAGCAAGAAUCAAGAGGAAAAAAUGUGUAUUUGAGAUUGUCAUCCAAAUUUUGUCGUGCCUGAUUCCAAUCGCAAUAUAUUUUAAUUUGCAACGAAUCAUUAGUUCAUGUUUUUGCCAUUGAAUAAUUGAUAGUUGUUAUCAAAGAUUUUGAAUGUUGAGUGGUGAUUUCAUUGAGGAGUAUUCUAAAGAUUAUUAAAAAUUAACACUUGACACUUAUCAUUAAUAA